Sparassis crispa is the source of this 951-nucleotide messenger RNA. RefSeq names its product Exosome complex component rrp4. The record is from RefSeq and is a predicted model, not a curated record. The coding region runs from base 1 to 951 and encodes 316 amino acids. Gene Ontology annotation, cellular component: nuclear exosome (RNase complex); cytoplasmic exosome (RNase complex). Gene Ontology annotation, molecular function: RNA binding. Lineage: Eukaryota; Fungi; Basidiomycota; Agaricomycetes; Polyporales; Sparassidaceae. The transcript has 7 exons. Gene Ontology annotation, biological process: exonucleolytic trimming to generate mature 3'-end of 5.8S rRNA from tricistronic rRNA transcript (SSU-rRNA, 5.8S rRNA, LSU-rRNA); CUT catabolic process; poly(A)-dependent snoRNA 3'-end processing.
AUGGUUACUUUUACUUCGUUUCCCAUUCUGCAUGAGAAUGGAUCCGACUACAGUGUGACAAGACACCACCCUGAUGUCGAAGAUCAUCUCGAUAUUAACAUGGAGGAUGACUUUGAGGAGGGCAGUCACAAACUGACCUUCCCUGGCGAGCCGAUCACGUCUUCGCAAGCAUUCAUGCGGGGACAUGGCACAUAUGUGGACAACGAUGAGGUGAUUGCUUCUGUUGCCGGCACAAUUGAGCGCGUGAACAAACUAGUCACCGUACGCGCCAUACGGUCAAGGUACAAUCCCGAAGUUGGUGACCUGGUAGUUGGACGCAUCACGGAGGUGCAGCCUCGUCGAUGGAAAGUAGACGCCAACUCUAGGCAGGACGCCGUGCUGAUGUUGUCAUCCGUCAAUCUGCCGGGAGGUGUACAGCGUCGGAAAUUAGAAAGCGACGAGCUUCAGAUGCGCACAUUCUUUGAGGAAGGGGAUCUGUUAGUCGCAGAAGUUCAAGCUUUUUUUGCUGACGGAGCAAUGUCUCUUCACACGCGCUCGCUCCGAUACGGCAAGCUGCGCAAUGGUCAAUUGGUUACUGUGCCGCCCGUGCUUAUUCGACGUCUCAAAUCACAUUUUCUAUCUCUCCCAUGCGGAGUGGAUCUGAUUCUCGGACUUAAUGGCUACAUUUGGAUAAGUAAGCACAUGAAACAAACCGAGCAAGAAGGAGAAGAUGCAUUCUAUGCCGAAGCCGUGUAUUCAAACAAGAACGACUACAUAGAUGAUGCAACCCGGGACGCCAUAUCACGAGUCAGCAACAUAAUCCGGGUCCUCGCUACCCAUUUCAUUCCGCUGACAGAUACUCUGCUGCUGGAGGCCUACGCAUGGGCAGUAGAACAAGAAGGAGACGUCAAAGACCUGUUGCAGGAAGAGGUUGGCGAUGCCUUGGCAGCCGGCGUGAUCUCACAAAGUUAA